This is a messenger RNA of Zootermopsis nevadensis, 1907 nucleotides long. RefSeq names its product traB domain-containing protein. Lineage: Eukaryota; Metazoa; Arthropoda; Insecta; Blattodea; Termopsidae. The record is from RefSeq and is a predicted model, not a curated record.
GUCUUCUGAAGCAAAUCAACAUAGCAAGGUAAAGUGUAAGAACGACAUUCUACAUCCGUUUAAAAGUUUAUUAUACGUGUCAGUAGUACAGUGCUUCCCGAAAUACUGUUGUGAAAAUAUAACAGAUAAUGUCAAGCACUUCCAAUUGCGAGAGUUCUUUGACGGAUUCAGAUGCAUUAAUUAUUAGCAAAGAUGAUUCGAUUCUUGGGUUAAAUAAGAAACAAGUUAUUUUAGAGAAUUCUCAUUUGAGCGGUGGAGAGACGAAUCUUAACCUACUUGAAAAGACUGGGACCCAUAGUGCUGGCGAUUCUUCACUAGAUUUUAUAGUGAAUGAACGGUCAGAUAUGCCGCAAAACAAUUACAGCACAAAAAGGAAGCGUGCUGAUAGUCCUGAUAGCUGUUGUGUUAAUCUAGAUAACGAAGAAGAAAGUUUUGGGUCUAGUGUUGAUUCUGAAGUUGAGGAUACAAGUCCCGAAGAGAAGCUAAAUGAAUUGCCCAAAGCUCCUGCUUCGUUAAUUGCCUUUGAUCCAACCAUCGAUAUGCAUCUUCCACACACGGUGUCAUUGCUAACAACUCCAGAUGGAGGAAAAGUUUAUGUUGUUGGUACGGCUCACUUUAGCAUGGAAAGCCAGGAAGAUGUUGCUAAGAUAAUCCAAGCCGUUCAGCCCCACAUAGUCUUGGUUGAAUUGUGUAAAUCAAGAGUUAAUAUUCUUCAACUAGAUGAGAAAACCAUCUUGGAAGAAGCUAAGAAUAUUAAUUUUGAAAAGUUGCGGUCUACCAUUAGGCAGAAUGGGGUUGUCCACGGUCUGAUGUACAUUCUUCUGCUCAGUAUGUCAGCUGAUCUUACCAAGCAACUGGGCAUGGCUCCAGGCGGAGAGUUCCGACGAGCAUUCGCCGAAGCUCGACGGGUUCCGAUGUGCCUCAUACAUUUGGGCGACCGACCUAUACACAUUACUCUACAGAGGGCCUUUGCUUCGUUGUCGUGGUGGCAGACUAUACGUCUUAUGUGGUACCUUUUAACCUCUAAGGAACCGAUCAGCAAGGAGGAGGUAGAACGUUGCAAACGACGGGACCUCUUAGAAGAAAUGUUAAGUGAAAUGGCUGGGGAGUUCCCAGCCCUCGGAACUGUGUUCGUUAAUGAACGUGAUGUGUUUCUAACCCACUCUCUGCAGUUGGCGGCUCAAGCGCAGCGUUGCGGUACAGAUGUUGUACCUGUACGUGUGGUGGGAGUGGUUGGACUUGGCCAUGUCCCAGGAAUAGUAGAGCGCUGGGGUAAAGUUACUGCUGAAGACAUUCCUCCAAUUAUGAAGGUGCCGCCUCCAACCCUCACUAGCCGGCUACUAAAACUGACGGUAAAAGCUUCCCUCGUUGGUCUGGCCGUGUGGGGCGUGUCUCGAAUUCUGCCCAAAUCCAUGUCGAACUGCGUCGAUUCAGUCCGAACGAGUGCCCACGGUUUUCUUCGCAUCGGAGGUAUAGGCCAAGGAAGAUUUUGAGGUUCGUAGAACGUGAUUUGUCGGUAAAUAUUUUCUGUGAUUGGAUUUUGCGAAUUAAAUAAAGUUGGAAUUUUUGUUCAUAAGAGCAGAUAAAAAAAGUUUGAACGACUCAUCGUCACAUUCAGAGUUGUGGGAUCUGGUGGUGGUUUCAUUUGACUGUGAUUAAUAUUUGUGCUACUUUCUAAUACCUAGUAUUUUUUACUGAAAAUCGAAGUUAUUUGUGCUGCACCUUUAAACGAGGAAAUACUUGUACAGCUUUGUCUUUCAGGGAUGAUUCAUGUUAAGUAUUGAAAAUUAUCCAGAGUUUGCUGAAAUAUUGAGUGAUUUUUGGCGUGGCUUAUUCCUGAAAGCUGAAGUUGUAAAUUGAACUCCAGCCACAAAACCCGUUAACAAUAAAAUACAUUUACAAUUGUU